Botrytis fragariae is the source of this 429-nucleotide messenger RNA. RefSeq names its product putative mfs monocarboxylate protein. Lineage: Eukaryota; Fungi; Ascomycota; Leotiomycetes; Helotiales; Sclerotiniaceae. Gene Ontology annotation, cellular component: fungal-type vacuole membrane. The record is from RefSeq and is a predicted model, not a curated record. Bases 1 to 429 code for a protein of 142 amino acids. The transcript has 2 exons.
AUGCAGCUAUUGGUAGAUGGAGGCAGUGCUGUGAUGCUUCUUGCUCUAUUCAUGGCUUCUCUCUGCAAGGAGUACUACCAAUUCUUUCUUGCUCAAGGCUUUUUACUCGGUAUCGGCAUUGCAUCUAUUCUUCUUCCCGCCUUUACCAUAGCGGCUCAAUACUUCACCAAAUAUCGAGGCCUGGCACUUGGAAUUGUAGUAUCAGGAUCUCUUGGACUUUUCUUUGUUUACUUUGGCCUCUUCGCGUCUUUCUUCUACAUCGAGCCUUGGGCGUUGUCUCUUGGGUUGGAUGGUAAUUUUGCGUUCUAUACAAUUAGCAUUAUCAAUGCAGUAAGUCUAUUUGGUCGUAUCAUUCCGGGUCUAUUGGCGGACCGAUUUGGAUGUUACAACAUUGCCGCUAUUGCUGCGAUUUCCUCCGGCUUAGUCUGA